AUGGAGCAGCUUCGAUUCGACGAUCAAGUUGCCGCUGUCGGUAGUUGCGACUAUGCAUUGUGCAGAUCGAUUGCUACCAAUUUGGCCUCACGUGGCGCUAAAGUUGUUGUUGGCGGAGAAAUCCUUGAAGAUGUCAACGAGUUGGCAGUGGAACUAAAAAAUGCGGGUGGCGACGUUGCUGUUUCGACAGAAAACCUCGUUUCUUCAAUGACUAACCGCGCAUUCGAGAUGUUCGGUAGGAUUGAUAUCGUAGUUUGCUACACGGGUCUUCAUGAACGCAAAUUGAAUUUGAAUACGUCUGAACCGACGAACAAGUACAUUUACGAAUCUCCAGAAGCAUAUUUUGAUCCUGUGUAUCCAACCUGGGAGAAGUUUGUGGAACAAAAUUAUGGGCGCCUUUUGCUUAUCACGGAUACGAUCUCAUUUGAAACAACGUCCGCAGGAUGUGCGGUCGCCAAAAACGCCAUGGUUGAUUUCACGAAAAGCCUUGUGAAGGAAACUAAUAAUCAAUAUGGGUGUCAAAAUGUUAAAUGCAACAUCUUGGCGCCUCGAUUCGAAAACCAACAACCGGAAGUUGACGACUACGAAAACAUAACCCCUUUGGCCAUUUACUUGUGCCAUAAACAAUUGGAAGAAACCGGUCAGUUCUACUAUGCAGGGGAGAACACUUUUGGAAAGGUCGCGUUCUUUAAAUCAGAAAUUUGCUUUGACGGCAUUACUUCGUGUGAAGAAAUAUUCAAAAGAUGGUCCGAUAUAAACGGUUGGUCUGAAAUCACAGAAGUGUCUUUGUGCGAUCUGGAAAACAUUGAUUCGACACCCCUCAGUCUACAUCACGACAUGAAUAGUCCAAUUGCGGAGAGGUUGCGCAUUUCAUCGCCUGACGAUGGAUUGUUAAGUUCAAGUUCAAGUGAGCAAAAACCUUGCUCAAGGAGUAGCAGUUCUGAUCAGACAAGUGUUCAAACAGGCCACAGUAGCGUGAUGACGGAAUACACAAGGAAACUGAGAGAAAUAAGAAAACAACAUGAGGCAAACUACAAGCCGCCUUCGCCUCGCCCAUUCUACGUUCCGUCCGUGUUGAUUGGAUAUAAUAUCGUCAAGCGAGGAAAGAAGUUGGUUACUUUCAUCUUCGAUUUCGAGCGAUCUCCUGUAAAAGUCUACACCGAAAUCUGUCCUCAUGCCUAUGAUGUCUAUGAAAUCACAGAAGCCGAUUUUUUGGCUGAAAUUAAAGAAAAAAUGAAUGCGAAAGGGAUUACCGAUGAUGAAAUGGAAUUCCAAUGUAUUAUGAGAAUGCUUACUUCAAGAAUUUCAUAUGCAAAUGACAAUUCCUAUGAUGAUAUUUUCAAAAUGAAAUCGAAAAAUGGGCCUCACUAG
Caenorhabditis bovis is the source of this 1371-nucleotide messenger RNA. The record is from the annotation of a GenBank genome assembly. Lineage: Eukaryota; Metazoa; Nematoda; Chromadorea; Rhabditida; Rhabditidae.